Molecule: messenger RNA, 726 nt
Organism: Stylophora pistillata
Lineage: Eukaryota; Metazoa; Cnidaria; Anthozoa; Scleractinia; Pocilloporidae
Product: adhesion G protein-coupled receptor L4-like
Source: RefSeq, a predicted model, not a curated record
AACAUGGUAAUCCUUGUGCGAGUUAUCAAGGAAAUGACAACAAUCCAACAGGUGAAGGAUAACCAGACUGAGCAGAUCAGGCUGGGCAUCCGUGCAUGCGUCGUGUUAGCUCCGUUGCUGGGUGUUACAUGGCUGAUUGGCCUUCUUUUGCCACUACACAUCGCCUUCUCCUACAUUUUUGUAAUCCUUAACUCUACUCAGGGACUCUCUAUUUUCUUCUUUCACUGCCUGAGAAAUAGUGAGAUAAAAGGGAGUUUUAAAAGAAGAUUCCAAGAAUAUCAACCCAAGUGCAUCAAAUCAUAGGCAAGCUGACAACACAAAGAACUCUCAGACCCCUCAGAGUCACGCUAACGCUGGGAUUCCUCAGGAGGAUCGAGAGUAGACUUUGAACUUAUAUCUUCCCCUAGAAUUGAGCGAAUACUGUAUGCAUUUAUUACCAGUUUCACUUAUGUUGCUUAGACUAUAGCUUAUGAGCUCUAUAGCAAAUUGAAACAUUUUUGUCCAGCUGCUGGGUAACCUCCUUAACCACAGAUUUAGGUUAUAUGAUCAAGUGGAAUCAUUUCUUAGAAUCAAAUUGCCAGAGAAGACCGCUUUAAAAUAUAUCAUGAUGAAUCAUUUAAAAUGUAAUCAGUCAGUAUCUAAAUGAAUUAAUCUUGGCGCAAUUGAUAUUGAUAAUUAGAAAAAAGUUUGUAGUAGACUUCAAAUAAAGACAUAAUGGAAACUUUA